CUGGUCUCCGGCGGACGCUGGGGGCUGAAAGAAAUUUCUAAUCCGUCACUAUUGUAAUAAUUGUCUAUAAAAAUUAAGGUGCGAAUGACGCUGCGCCUUCAUACGAGGUUAUCAAAUUUACAAAUCACUUUUCAUGAACAUUCAAAGAAAUGAAUGACUCUGAAGAUUUCAAGCAGGACCAGGGCAGAAGCAAAGACCAGAUCGAUGGAACAGGGAUGAGCCUCGGCAGCAGGAAGGGAGUGAGGGUGACUGGGAGGUACGCGCCUCCGCCGGACUGGAGCAGCGGAGCAGGGGGUCCUUCCAUCGUCCACCCCCCCCCCAGUGCCUCCGUGUCCUCAGACCCCCCCACUGUGAUCUCCAUCGGCCUGCUGCCUCACCGGCCCCCAGAGCCGGUGGGCGGCCCCAUGGAGGAGCCUUCUGUGGGGGAGGACUGGCCUGGGGAGGCACCAUCUGAGGCCAGGGUGUCCUACUGCAAGAGGGCCGUCCCCCGGCAGAGCAUGGAGGAGCUCAAGAGCAUCCUGAGGGAAAGUCCUCUGCUCAGCAUCCGGGGGAGAGAGGAGGGGAAGCCGGGAAGCCCGUAUACGUACCUGCACGCGGGCGGCGGAGGGGGAGAACCCAGUGAAAGGCAGAAUGAUGGAAGCUCCCACAGGCUGUUCAGCACCUUCAAACCCGUCUGUGAUGCUUCCAGAAGAGGGGCCAGGUCUAUUCAGCUGCCCUCCGGCAUGGAUCCAUCCAGCUCAUGCAGGGCUGAUGCAAACACAGAUAGGCAGCCUGGAGGCAGGGCGAACCCGAGUGAAAGCCACGGCUCCUGGGGACAGACUGCAGCUCCUCACACAGAUAACGAGACUGACUCAACUGAGACUUCUGGGAAUCUGAGGUUCUUUGCAUCCAUGGAGCAGAUCAAGCAGCAGAUCGCCAGAGAAAAUAUCACCUUUGUUCGCUUCGAGGCCAUCGACCUCCAUGGGGUGUCCAGGUCUAAGACAGUGCCUGUCCGCUUCUUCCAUGAGAAGGCGGUGUAUGGGGUCCCAAUGCCUAGAAGCUACCUGGAGCUGACGCUGAGCCCCAAGAGCAACGAAGUGGACCACGUCAGCACGGCCAACUUCAGCAGCGACGUCCUUCUGAUCCCCGACCUGUCCACCUUCAAGGUGCUGCCCUGGGCCGAGCAAACGGCGCGAGUCAUCUGCGACCCCUGCACGGUGACAGGAAGCCCCCUUCGCACGUCGCCCCGCCUCAUCGCCAAGCAGCUGCUGGGCCAGCUCCACAGCCUGGGCUUCUCCCUGCACUCGUCCUUCACCUACGAGUGCUGCGUCCUCGGAGCGCCGGACCGCAUCGGCCCCAAGACGCUGCUGUUCCCGGCGACCACCCUCCUGAGCAACCACGACCUGCCUUUCUUCCAGCAGCUGGUGGACAACAUGUACUGCAUGGGCGCAGAUGUAGACAGCAUCGCCUCAGCCAGCGGGCCCGGCCAGAUGGAGAUCAACCUCAGGCCCGAGUUCGGGAUCGCGGCUGCCGACAGCGCCUUCACCUUCCGCACCGGCAUCAAAGAAAUGGCGCGUAAACACAGCUACAUCGCCAGCUUCUUUACCGACGACGGCCUGUACAACGCCGGGGUGCUGUCCCACAGCCUGUGGGACGCUAGCGGCCGCCGCAGCCUCUUCCACAGCGGCGAGAAGGCGGCGGAGCUGUCGGACAUCGGCAGGAGAUGGCUGGCCGGCCUCCUCACCCACGCCGCCGCUCUGAGCUGCCUGAUGUCGCCCGGCCUCGGCUGCCGCAGCCACAUCGCCAAGGCCGCCAAGGACCCCAAACGGCUGCUGUACGCCACCUGCGGCAGCAACGACAACAGCAGCUCCUUCAACAUCAAGUGCCACGGCGGCCGGGAGGCGCACAUCGACAACAAGCUGGGCUCGGCCAUGGCCAACCCCUACGUGGUGCUGGCCGCCACCGUGGCCGCGGGCCUGGACGGCAUCAGACGCGGCCUGAGCGCUGAGGGCGCGCUCAGCAAGGCCCCCGGGCAGCAGAAGGACUUCUCCAUCCCUGUGAAGCUGGACGACGCGCUGGAGGCGCUCGGCGAGGAUCACGUCAUGUGCAGCUCCCUGGGAGAGCCCUUCGUUCAGUAUUUCAUCGCCAUGAAGAAGUUUGAGAUUGAAACCCAAGAACUGGACGAUGAGAGAAACAAGUGUUUGGAGUAUUUCAUCUAGAAAUGACGCACACUCAAUAAAAACAGACAUUUUACAUCUUA
Molecule: messenger RNA, 2239 nt
Organism: Betta splendens (Siamese fighting fish)
Lineage: Eukaryota; Metazoa; Chordata; Actinopteri; Anabantiformes; Osphronemidae
Gene: lgsn
Product: lengsin, lens protein with glutamine synthetase domain
Exons: 4
Coding region: 150-2198 (682 amino acids)
Biological process (GO): lens morphogenesis in camera-type eye
Cellular component (GO): membrane; cytoplasm
Molecular function (GO): glutamine synthetase activity
Source: RefSeq, a predicted model, not a curated record